UCCAAAAUACAGAGCACAAGCCCAAAACAAAUUUGGUUUAACUGUUUAAGCUUGGUUUCGGUUGGGUGAAUUGUAAUACAGAUUCAGAAGAAGAAGAAGAUGAGUACGUCGGAACCCCAUAUGGAGAAUUUCUUGAAUCAGAAGAAGCGUAUCAAGAACCCUCUCGUUCCCGUUGGUGCACUUAUGACUGCAGGAGUGCUGACAGCUGGCCUAGUUAGUUUCAGACAAGGGAAUUCUCGGUUGGGUCAGCUUCUGAUGAGAGCCCGUGUGGUUGUCCAAGGUGCUACAGUUGCACUCAUGGUUGGCACUGCUUACUAUUAUGGGGAAAAGAAGUAAUGGUUGUAGGCAGUUGAGAUAACGACUGUAAAAAUGUUCUCCUGUUUCUUUUUUGGUCUUGCUCCAUUAUUUAAUAAGUGGCUCUUAGAUGGUAAAGUAUCAUACUCCUUGUCAGGAAAUUUUGAUGUGACUUUUGCAACUUCAUUUUAAGAGUUUAAAAGGUCCUGUGUACAAGGAUUGAUUGGUAUGGAUAAGAGUCCUUAUUGUUAUACUCCCAACAUAUAGAUCUUAUUGUUCUGCUGAAUAAAUUGCUUGCUUUCUUGUUACUCUGGA
This is a messenger RNA of Vitis riparia (riverbank grape), 609 nucleotides long. Its product is annotated as RING-H2 finger protein ATL48-like. Bases 100 to 336 code for a protein of 78 amino acids. The transcript is spliced from 2 exons. NCBI's taxonomy places the organism in Eukaryota, Viridiplantae, Streptophyta, Magnoliopsida, Vitales, Vitaceae. The record is from RefSeq and is a predicted model, not a curated record.